This is a messenger RNA of Pelodiscus sinensis (Chinese soft-shelled turtle), 5787 nucleotides long. It is a transcript of the gene CCSER2, whose product is annotated as coiled-coil serine rich protein 2. Gene Ontology annotation, cellular component: microtubule cytoskeleton. NCBI's taxonomy places the organism in Eukaryota, Metazoa, Chordata, Testudines, Trionychidae. The record is from RefSeq and is a predicted model, not a curated record. Gene Ontology annotation, molecular function: microtubule binding. Gene Ontology annotation, biological process: microtubule bundle formation.
GACCGCGCGUGCGCUGUGGCAGACGCUUACCUCAGCCUCAGCUAUCAGACCCGCGUCGGAGCCCGGCCUGAUUUCCGGGGCGUGUGUUGUGAUCUGGGGCUGUGCGCGGUGCCUUGCCCCUCCCACCCCUCAGCUGCCGGGGGCUGGCCGCCUGCCUGCCGGCAUUCAUCCCGGACAGGAGGACGCAGAGCCCGGCCCCGCUGGAGGAGGCCGCGGAGAGCCCGAGCCCAUCCUUGCGGAAUUGCUUGUAAUAGCAGGAAAAUGGUUUUGGAAAGAAAUAAGUUCACCUCUCUCUAAUCACGAUUCAAGAAACUUUCAAGGACCAAUGCACCCAACAGCUCAUGGAAGAAAAAAUUCGUAUCAAGACAUCGUUGGUUUCUAAAUUACCGAAAUAUGGAACGAAAUCUUUAGGGAGCACCCUACAGCCAAUCACAAAUAGGACAGCUGUUACCUUGUCAGGGAAUCCUCAGAGCAGCCCUGGUAAAAAUUGUAUUAAGCACAAUGGCACUGAUAGCAUGUCUUCCUUUUCUUUUAACUGGCAAAAAUCAAAUAAAUAUCAACUUGAUAAUCAAAGCGGUAGAGAAUCUAACUCUGCUCAAAAUUCCAGUGAAAAACUAGUCGAUUCUGAGAAGUAUUCUCCAUCACAAGGAGGAUUUGGUAAAGAUGUGCUCACCACCUCUUCAAUAGCAUCAAAAGCAGCAAAACAAGUCAACAUGUUUGUAUCCUCUACAGAAGAAUUAAACCAAAAGUCUUUGCUUGGACUGUCUAGUUCGGUGAAAUUCACCAAAGGUACGUUAUUUGGCAGAACUUCAUUGUCUGGAGUCAGUUAUCCAAAAUCACGUUUAUAUGGAUUUUAUGGAAAUAGGUCAUCUGUAGACCUGCAGAGGUGUAAAAUUAACUCCAGUGCCACCAAGACUAGUUCAGGAGAGAGUUUAGCACAAUCAACAGAUAACAUUGCAUCAUUUUCUUCUGAAAAAAUGGUUAGAUCACAAAGCUUUUCACAUUCUGUUCAGAAUUCUUUCCUCCCUGCUGCAUCCUUAACUAGAUCACAUUCCUUUAAUAAAGCUGUAGAUCUUACAAGGCCUUAUCAAAAACAACACCUGGCUAUUAGAGCAUCUCAGAGGUCUAUUCUGUUGUCCAGAAAAACACAACAGUUGGAUGUAGCCAGUGGAAAUGAACCUUUAAGGUAUGGAUUUACUAGGCCAUACACUGGUAUAUCAACCUCUGGUUUAAAGAAGCUGCCAGUCUCAAAUGGAUCCAGGGCACCACCCUCUUUGGGCUAUAGGAUGGGUCGUCCUUCUUUACUGAAAACUAGUACACAGCAGUUUACUGGAAAGACCAUUGUGGAUGACAACAAAAGUACAACUACUGACAUUUGUUUAGCAAAGGUCUCUGAGAUUAUAGUAGGUGUCAAUGAAACCACUGAGAAAAAAGAUAUAGAAAAUGAUAGUCAAAAAAUAGAAUAUGGUGAAGCCCUCCAUGACAGUCUGGGAAACCAUGGCUCAAAAGUCAUAUGUAUGAAUGAUGAUGUGGAUGAAAUAUCCAUAUCUUCCUUAUCCUCUUCUGAGAAGAAUGACCUGAGUGAAGACUUCAGCGAUGACUUUAUAGAUUUAGAAGAUGCAAACAGAACAAUGCAAGCAAAGCAAGAAGUCCCUGUUAAAGUACAUAGAUGUGCAACGCCAGUAGAUCCAGUCAUUUCUCUCCAAAAAAGUGAAAGGUCUCAUUGUAACACCAAUAAAUGGCUGGAUAUCGAUGUUUCUGCUAUAGCUGACAAGAAUGAAAGCACAAAGCAUACUAUUGGGAACAACUUGAUUUCUCCUGACAUGGACUACAGAGGUGGCUCAUCUUUAGAACUUUCUCCAUCUGAUAGUUCCGAUGGAACAUAUAUGUGGGAUGAAGAAGGUUUGGAGCCCAUUGGGAGUGUCCAUCCAUGUGGAAGUUAUGAAUCUUCAGAAAUGAACAGCAUAGAUAUCUUGAAUAACCUUGAUUCGUGUGAUCUUGAAGAUGAUGAUCUUAUGCUUGAUGUAGACCUACCUGAAGACACACCUUGUGACAAUGUGGAUUACGAAAACAUGAAUCGUUAUGGUAGACAAGACAGAAAUCUGCGGCAACAACAGGAUGGAUUCUGGAAGAGAACACCACAAUGUUGGAGUGCACAAGACUGCUGUCACUUGGGUCAUUUAGACCACUUUCCACAUAGCAAAAAUGAUCUGAGCAGGGACUCCUGCCACUUAGAACCUCCUGUUGAUCACUUUGAAGACUAUGGAAUACCAAAUAUGUGCCAGACUCCUAGGCAAUUGGUGGGCUUGCCAGAAAACACAGUGAUGCUUGAUGAAAUGACCCUUCGGCAUAUGGUUCAAGAUUGCACAGCAGUAAAAACUCAGUUACUAAAACUGAAAAGAUUACUACACCAGAAUGAUGAGACUGUCUAUUUUCAGGACAUCCCACUCUCGAUGCCAUCAAGCCCAGACCAACAGGAUGUUGAGCCUACAUAUAAGACUGAAGAUCUGCUAAAUGAGAUCAGGCAGCUUAAAGAAGAUCUGAAGAAAAAAGAUGAAACAAUCAAACGAUUAGAGAGCCAGCUUGCCAGUAGGUGUAACUGCCACAUAGACGGCCAAAACCAUAAAGGGAUGACGUACACGUAUGCUGACAAAUUUACACAAACCUCCUGCAGGAGAAAUUCUCCUCAAGUACUACAGCCUUCCUGCAUCCUUCCCAGUUCCACAGACCUCGUCCAGGGAAAAUUAAUAAAAACCCCACAUAUCGAGGCCCACAAUGAACACCUUAAACAGGGCCUGCAUGAAAACAAUGAUUGUUCCAUUCAAAAUGCUGCAAGUGGCUCUUUCAUAAAGAAGUUGAAUAUUUUGAGUAAAUGUUUAAAUAUCAAGGACUUGAAUGAGUGUGCACCUUUUGAUGAGAAUUUGAAGGUUAACAAGGGUGCUAAAGAUCAAGGAGAACUGGCUACUAAUGAAGAUAGAACACCUUCUUCAUUUCAGACAGCUACCCAAGUGGAUGUUAAAGAUGUGCAGACUAAGUUAGCUGUGAAAAGUCAACCUUUAUCUCCAAGCCAGGCUUCUCAGCCAAAGACUUUAAGAGCUUCAGAGUCCCCAAACCAGAAUGCUUUAGUGCCUCCUACAGUAGCCAUUACUGCACCAUCUCCAACCUGCUCCAUUGCUUCCACGGAACCUAAGCUAUCACCACUAAGUAGUGCCACACAGCUACAAUCAGCAGCUAGUCAGAGAAACCUAAAGAGUAAACCGAGUCAGAGAAUUUCUAAACUUCAUCCGCCAACUAUUUCCUUUGUUAAAUGUAAGCAAAUAAGAAACCCGAAAUCUUUGCUUAUAUCUGCAGAACCUCAGAUCUUCCAUUCCAAGACUAACAUCCCAAGGCCGCUGGCACAAAAAAAGGAAAAUGUGCAAAAUCAGAGUGCCAGUUUGCAUUUUGGGGAUAGUUUAGCCUCUAAUUGGCAUUCCCGCCUCCCUAAACCAAAGACACAUUAAAAACAUGACAUCCAUAUGCACAUCUCAUUAGAAAAAAUUAUACAUUGCUUUAUUUAUGACUUUAUCCAAAUCCUGAAUGAGUAUUAAAAAUGGGAUCUGUUAUUAAAAUUUGCCUAUUGCAAUCUGAAAGUUGAUGCAAUCAAAAACUGUCCAUCUUCUCUUAAAAGAUCAUAAUGGUUUAUACUUGCAUCCUGUAUUACCGUUCUGUCUCUCCUAAUAACUUAACAAAUACUGAAAUCUGUGAUGACCACUGAGCACUUUUCCACGGUGUUUCACCAUGCAUUUGAGAAGGGUAGUUUGCUUGCAGAAUUAAUUACUUGUUUUUAUUAAUGUGAACUGUUGGACAGCAGAAUCAAUAUUCAAUCUAAUCUUUCAGUUCUGACUUCUAGUUAGAUUUAUAGCAGUGGAAAAUUAACUUAGAUAUCUAAUUUAUUAGCAUAUGUUACCCUGGACAUAAUUUCACUCUAUUCUAGAGGCCUAUGCAAAAUCUUCAUACUUACCCAAAUUAUCUCAUGACUCUAAUAAAAUAUAAUUAAUGUUGUUUUAAUCUAGAUUUGAUACCCUGAAGGUAUCACAAUGCUGCUGUAUUUGCUUUUAAGCUGCUCUUUACCAUUCACGGAUUGCAAACAGAUCUCAUAGGGUGAAAUAGCUCUUAUUUGCACAGAAACUUCGAUCCAUCCGAAUAGUGUACUGAAACUGUAGUAUCUCUUGUGGUGUUUAAUAGAUAUUACUGGGUAAAUUUUUGUAACAGAGAGCAAAGGAUACUUGUGCAAAAAAACUGUGCAAGUGCUUUUCAGAAGGUGUAUAAUGAGCCUCUGGGGAUACGGAAUCCAUAAAAGCUGAGCUGGUGGUUUCACACCAUACAUUUUAAUUAUUUAACUUUCUUGUACUAUUUUUAUAUGUAUUGACUUCCUGCUUAUUAUUGGAAGAACUGAGGUAUCUGAGUUGAAAUGUUUGCACAAAACUUGAGCAUAUAUUCAGGGAUUUGAAAUUAUUUUACAUAAUAAAACUUACUUUUAAAAAGCCCUUCUUUUUCUAAGACCCGCAGCUUUGCUUUGAGCAAUUUUCUGAUGUCAUUCUUAGACCUGGAAAUAUGGUUAUUUCAGGGAAGGGUACCUUCUCAAAGAUAGGGGGUUCCUAGGAAGGAAUUCUGGGAAAAUAAAAUAAGGAAAUACGUUUCUUCUCUCUUUAGCAAGAUAUCUGGUCUUCAGAUAUUUGUCAGGUGGUAGCAAUGGGGUCCCAAAGUUUGAAAAAUACACAUACUAUGGGUUGAGUAAGUGCAUAUCCAGCAAAGUGUUCCAAAAAUUUACCCUGGUAUCCCCCGGAAGCAUAGUACCUUGUUGUCUUUAGCUUAUGUAUACCUGAGAUGCAAGACUAGCAGCAGAACAGUCAGAAAUAAUAUUUUCAAAAACUUACUCUUCAGUAUGUAAUAAAACAGAGGAGCAAGAUACUGUGCUUAUAGGCCUUUGCAGAAGGAAGGUGUAAUACAGUACACUUUUCCAGGGAAUAUAUUGUACAUGUAUAUCUCUACAGGAACUUUUCAAUAAUGAACUCUGGCUCAUAAGACAAUGGUGGCUAUCCCAGUGAAAAAAUAAGUGACAAACUUUUGAAGAGAUAACAUAUGAACAAUGCAAGCAUAGUGCUGACAGUGUGCUCUUUUAAUCAGGAGUUAGGUGAAAUAAUUUCAUAAGUAUACUUUGUUUAAUCUGUUCAUUUCACAUCUGGUUAUACAAUUCUGAAAUGAAACAGAUUAAUGUUUUAUGUUAACUUAUUUUUAAAAAUCUAUUUACCAUUAAUAUUGUACUUGUUACAGAAAUUGAUCAAAACAAGUCUAAGCACAAGACUACUGUUAUAAUGACUUAAGUUUUUUUCCUUCUAGAAACAUCUUGACAAUUCUGUUUGCUGUCCAGAAGCAGAGCAGGUCUUAUAUUUGAGCAGUAAAUAAAAUUGACUUUGUGUAUAGUCAUAGAAUUAAUUCCAGGUGGUUGACUGUUUCUCUAGAGUUUGAAAAUUGCUGAUGAAAUAAUCAUGUUGUUGGCUCAUUUUCAGGUCUGAAUAGAUUUUUAUGGAAGUUUUGAAAGUUGACUUUACUUAAAGGGAAGGUGAUUUUAUUUUUAAUUGUAUAUAGUUUGAGGGACUUUCAUGAAAAAGAAUGCUAUUGGUAUAGAGAUAUUUCAGAAUGGAUUCUGUUAUUCUCCCUUUCUUCCGUCAGUCCCCUAAGUUUUACCAUUCUGAUUUACUUUUCAAGAGAUGGUAAAAAUAAACUAUUUAGUUUAAAAAAAAAAAA